This is a messenger RNA of Labrus bergylta (ballan wrasse), 5314 nucleotides long. It is a transcript of the gene brpf3b, whose product is annotated as bromodomain and PHD finger containing, 3b. The record is from RefSeq and is a predicted model, not a curated record. NCBI's taxonomy places the organism in Eukaryota, Metazoa, Chordata, Actinopteri, Labriformes, Labridae. Gene Ontology annotation, cellular component: MOZ/MORF histone acetyltransferase complex. Gene Ontology annotation, molecular function: protein binding. Gene Ontology annotation, biological process: regulation of transcription by RNA polymerase II.
UACGCUAACCAAAUAGCUAGCCAACUAGCCGAAGGAGGCUAAUAUCUCCUUUUCACAAAAUUGGGUCGACAAUAAGCUUUUUUACAAAUUAUCAACUAAAACACACCAUCUAUGUUAUCCGUAAGAAUUUGUAAUUGUCUUCUAGCCUCCCUGUCGCCGUGUUGUGAAGAAACGGGAGCAUUAUAAAAUAGAUAAAUAUACCGGCUGUAGCAGAAAACUGUAGCCGGCUAACGGAGGCUGUUAGCUCCGAGGCUACAGGAGGCGACUGACUGGGCAACCAUUACUGUCGAGGGGCUACAGACCGCCGGCUACUGGUGUCAGUUGCCAUAAUAGGAGGGAAAGUGAGAUUGGUGGCCUAUGAGGAAGCCACGUCGAAAAGGCCAAGUGGCAGCGGGAGGAGCUGGAGAAGAUGUCAGGAAGUCCAAUGGGACAGUUGGUGGGCGUGGGGGUGCCCGCCAGCGAUCCCCCUCCCCUUACAGCCUCAAAGCAUCUCCAAACAGGGAUACCCUCACUUACGCUCAAGCACAGAAGGUGGUGGAGGUGGAACUGGAUGGUAGGCUCCACCGCAUUUCUAUUCUGGAGCCCUUGGAGGUCAUCACUGAAGAUGAGAUGAAGGCUCAGGACAUAAGUGAGUGUAACAGCAACAAGGAGAACAGUGAGCAGUCAUCACCUCCUAGCUGUGCCCAAACAGUCCGCAAACAAUCCACAACUAGAGGUCGCAGGAGAGACUCCAAAUGUCCUCCUGUCAAGUCGCCACCACCUUCCAAGAACCACUGCUCCAAUUCUCAUCCCCAAACACCUGAGAAGUUAAACACAUCACAGCAUCACCACAUGACCCUCCCUGAACCUAAGUUUCAUGUGCUGGAAACCUUCAUACCAGUCAAGGCAGAACCUCUACCUACUGCCUAUUACCGUUUCAUUGAAUGCCCGGCUGAGGAUCAGGAAGCUGAGGCAGAAUAUGAUAUGGAUGAAGAGGACACCGCCUGGUUGGAAAUGGUGAAUGCUAGCCGGACAUCAGAGGGUUACACAGCCGUUUCGCAGGACACCUUUGAGCUACUGGUGGACCGCCUGGAAGAGGAGGCGUACCGGGAAGCCCGCAGCAGGGCUCCCUGUCAGAGCACUAUAGAUGAUGAUGCCUUCUGCUGCGUGUGCCUGGAUGACGAGUGCCUCAACAGCAAUGUUAUUCUUUUCUGCGACUCCUGCAACCUCGCUGUGCACCAGGAGUGCUACGGAGUGCCCUACAUACCUGAGGGCCAGUGGCUGUGCCGCUGCUGCCUCCAGUCCCCUCAGAAACCUGUUGACUGUGUUUUAUGUCCAAACCGUGGCGGCGCCUUCAAGCAGACAAGUGACAGCCGCUGGGCCCAUGUGGUCUGUGCUAUCUGGAUCCCUGAAGUCUGCUUUGCCAAUACAGUGUUUCUAGAACCAGUUGAAGGAGUCAGUAACAUUCCCCCAGCACGCUGGAAACUGACCUGCUACCUGUGCAAGCAGAAAGGCCGUGGUGCAUCAAUACAGUGCCACAAAGCCAACUGUUACACUGCGUUUCAUGUCACGUGUGCUCAGCGUGCCGGACUGUUCAUGAAGAUAGAUCCGGUGCGAGAAACAAACAUCAAUGGGACUACAUUUUCUGUAAAGAAGACAGCUUUCUGUGAGGCCCAUUCACCACCAGGACAAGAGAGUAACUCAGAUGAGGAGAGUGAAGGAAGAGUGGUGGGCAGCAGAGGAAGGGCUAGUAGAGGAAGGAGUGCCUACACACAAGGUCCUAUAACACCGAAAAAAGGCAGAAAGUCUGAGAAUGAUGCCAAGGCGGAUAAAAAGAAAGGGAAAAAGGGCACAGAGUCAACAGCACAACACACCACUUCACCUCAAGUGAUAGUGCCUCAAAUACCGACCAACAGGCUGAAUAUAGUGUGCAAAGGAAUAAUGGUCCAGAGGAAAAACCAGUUCAUGCAGAGGUUGCACAGCUACUGGUUACUGAAGCGUCAGUCGAGGAAUGGUGUGCCCCUGGUCCGGCGUUUGCACUCUAAUUUCCAGUCCCAAAGGCCUAUGGAACAGCCUGAGGUGGAUGAGAAGGUUUCUGCUGCGAGAGAAGCACUAAGAUACUGGCAGAAGCUGCGGCAUGACCUGGAAAAAGCACGGCUACUGGUUGAGCUCAUACGCAAAAGGGAGAAACUCAAACGAGAACAGGUCAAGGUUCACCAAGCUGCUCUGGAGAUGCAGUUGACCCCAAUGUUGGUGCUUCUCCGCUCUACCGUGGAGCAGCUACAGGAGAAGGACACAGCCCAGAUCUUUGCAGAGCCGGUCAACAUCAAAGAGGUCCCAGACUACCCAGAAUUCAUCAGCCAACCCAUGGACUUUUCCACUAUGCGCUCUAAACUGGACAGUCAUGCCUAUCGCUCAAUAUCUGACCUGGAGACAGAUUUCAACCUCAUGGUGUCCAACUGCCUCCUCUACAACAGCAAGGACACAGUCUUCCACAGGGCAGCGCUGCGUCUUCGAGACUUAGGAGGAGCCAUACUGCGACACGCUCAACGACAAUGUACCAACACGGGCCUGGACCUGGACACUGGCAUGCUUCUUCCAGAGUCACCGCAGAAAAGAGACUUUUACAGCUGCAGCUGGGAGGACAUUGACAGUGUGCUGGACCCAGACAACCGGCUUCACAUGACCGUUGAGGAACAGCUGAAGGAACUUUUAGAGAAGCUGGACUUUGUCACCUCCAUGAGAUGCAGCGGCGCACGAACUAAGCAUCGCCUGCUACGUCGCGAGAUCAACAACAUCCGCCGCCAGGGACAAAAUCCCCGCCACAGCCUUCACAAUGGACAUCUGAAAGAUGAAGAAGAUGACGAGGAAGAUGAUGAUGACGACGAGGAAGAUGACGACAAAGACACCAAGGCAGACAACGGUCUGUCGUCUUCGGACAAAGAAGAUCUUAAAUCCACAUCGCCACCGACUUUGGAACCAACGGGUCCAGCGCCGCCUCCACGACAAGGGGACGCACCUCUGGAGCCUCCCACCCUGCGGCCAAUCACAGGAGAGCCCAAGCCCCGCAGCUGGCCCUGCAAACGCCUAAAGAUGGAUGAAGACCUGUCAGACAGCACCACAGAGAACAAUAAUUGCACUAAAGCUCAUGAGCAGCCAGCAUCACCGCCUCCCAUUUUGCACAGCCAAGGACAGGUGGUGGCCAACGGCUUGCCAGAGCUCAGUACCCCCCCACGGCCCACCACAGGGGGUGUUGGACGUAGAACCUCUGUGCUCUUCAAGAAGGCGAAAAAUGGAGCUAAGCUGUUCAGAGAGAGAGACAGUCCUUUGCAGAAUGGAAAGGGACCCCAGGACGACAACACAAGCAUCACCCCUACAGCACUCAGCUCCACAGCUAGUACCCCAUCCUCAACACCCCUCUCCACUCCAUCCAAGACUCCACAGAAAAGCCCAGGACCACCCACCAUCGAUGAAAGAUUUAUCUCCAGUGAGGACAAGUGCUCAGAUACAGAGCUUAAGAAGACACCGAAACAUACACUAGAAAGUGGACUGACCAACGGCUUCAACAAGCACAAAGACGGCGGGUCCGACUCUGACUACAGCCCUUGUCCAGUCCUUCGCAAAGAGAUCACCUCACCACCCAAACGAAGCCUUGGAAAACCUGCUCUAUCCAAAGUUCCCUUCCUGGACAUAGUCAACGGAGACUCAGAUUACACUGGCAACGGUAGCCAGAUGUCUGGGGACGAUACAGAGCUGGAGCCGUUAGAACUGGUGUGGGCCAAGUGUCGAGGAUAUCCCUCCUAUCCUGCUCUGGUGAUAGACCCAGAGAUGCCCGAGGAAGGCCUUCUGCACAACGGGGUGCCCAUCCCUGUCCCACCUAAAGAAGUCCUCCAUCUGGGAGAGCAGAGGCAGGAGGAGACCAAGGAGAGGCUCUACCUGGUGCUCUUCUUUGACAACAAGCGGACAUGGCAGUGGCUACCACGGGACAAGGUGACACCCUUGGGUGUAGAUGACACAGCGGACAAGCUUCGCAUAAUGGAGGGCCGCAAGACCAGCAUCCGCAAGUCUGUCCAGGUGGCGUACGACCGAGCCUUGAUCCACCAGAGCAGGGUCAGCCACAACCACGGCUUUGUGGCCUCCAACUACCUGUAGAGGGCGACAGUGAGCCCUGUGUGCACCCUCAGGCAGCCACUAUGCAUUUCUCCCUCGUCUUAAAGCAGCAGGUGUGCAGAGUCGUGCUGCCAGCUGAAUUUGUAUUCACACUGUGGUCUGAAGAGGUUGCCAUGGCAGCACAGAGUCCUGGACUGUAGUUCUUUACCAAACCACUAGUGAGGACACACGCAGGGCUGUGCUGUUUGCCUUUGUGUCACCGUUUUGGAUGUGGACCUCCAGUGAAUGAAGUCACCUUCAAGUCCCACCUUGCUGAUGUCAGUAAGAGUAAAAUCAGGUGUGUGUGUGUGGAGGUAUCUGCUUUCUCCACCCGGAUGUGUUGAAGGUGUGUGUCUGGAUCAAAUGUAAAAGAAUUCCCCUUUAUUUUGUAUAAUGCUACUGCCAAGGAAUCAAAACUGUCAGAAAAGAGAUUAGACAUAUUUAUAUGAAACGCAGAAGACUUAUGAAUGGAUCACUGCCAUCUUUUAUACAAUAGCUUUUUACAUUUUAAUCUUUUACAAAGACACUUGUAUAUUAUAAAGGCACACUUUGUGUACAUAUGUACGUGUAUUAUCAAAUCCAAUUUAAUUUAAUGUUGCUGUUUUUAAAAUGCGUAUUUCAAUCAACCCAGCAGGGGCAAAGCGAGGCUGUGUAUAUUUGUGAACAUGAAAUAAUUCCUGACUUGCUGCGACUUCUUAGCUUGUCUCUGAUGUAAUUUCAUUGUGCUGUGUGUGUAUGUGUGUGUGUGUACAUUCAGAGCAUACAACACAAUGAGCCAUUGUUCUUUAUAUUUGAAUUCUCUUUUUGAUACAGAGAGAAAUAAUUUAUUUAUGGAAGACAUAACUAUAGAAAUAAAGCUAUAUUGGUGUAAGUGGAGAUUGAAAUCUUAUUUAAAACAGAGUGAGGUUUUAAAGACAUGCAGCCAACAUUUUAACAGAUGACGUCACACAUUUGGUUUGAUGUUAAUGAUUUUGAACAAGCCCGACCGCCAUAAUUCACUGUUGACCCCCCCCCAGAUUCUAUUUAUUGUCAAGAGCCCCAUUUUAUCAAAUGGAAAAUUACACCUUUAUAAGCUUGUACUACCUGCAUAUUUUACCUGCUCACCAAAUAUUUUGUCUGAACCAGUAUUUCCACAUUUUGGGAAAUAAAUGCUCUAUUAAAAACCUUUUGGGAUACUUAAACUGUA